AUGAAAGCAUUCGUAUUAGCCAGCCUUCUUGGUAUAGCGUAUGCUUUCUCAAAAAAUAUUGAAUUUGUUCAUAAAAGAUCUGCGUCAGAUCCAUCACAAGAUCCAUCAUUAAACUUAUUACUUGAUUCAUCAUUAGAUUCAUUAGGCGAAGAAAAAGUUUUAUCUUUGAUUCUAGGGAAAAACGCAAUAGAUACUCAAUGUGGAGAAAGACUAGAAGAAUAUUGCAAUAAUUUGAAAAAUACUGGUUUAGUUCCAGAGAAUGUGCAUCCUGCAUUAAAUGGACUUUGUAAAAAUGCAGAGCAGAAAUGCACAGGUCUCAAAGAUAAAAUUAAUACUACCUCGAAUAAUAUCUGGAAAUUUCUUUUUGAUAUUACUAUAAAUACUUCAAGUGGAGAAUUUCAUUUAAAAAAAAUUCACUGCAACUAUGCUCAUGUCCAAUGCAUGUUUUUCCGAGAAUUUCCUAAGUUUUCUUCUAUAUGCGAUGAGAUAGUUGAACAAUGUUAUAAUCAAAUAAAUGAAGAUUUAGCUCAUGAAGUUCUUUUAAGGAUUCUUCCUAGGAAUUUGAAAAGUCAAGUAGCAUGUGAAGAAGAAAUUAAAGAAUCAUGUUUCAAGUUAAAUAGAGAAAGUUACCAUUUACUCUGGUCUUGUUUUCUCUUGAAGAAAACGUGUGAAAUUCUCUUUAAUAAAGCAAAAGACGACUGUGGAGCUCUUAAAGAUCUUGAAAAUGCAUUUAAAAAUACUGACAUAUUAAAAGAUGACUGUUAUCCUUUACUCAGGAAAUGUUAUUUCUACCCACUAAACUGCAAUGAAGAUGAUAGACAAGGAUGUGUGAAACUUAAGAAUCUUUGUAAAAAAAAGAAUAUCACAUACCCCCCCCCCCCUCCCCCUCACAGUCUUUCUUUUAACCCAUUAGACUUUCCACCUGCAUUGCAGGAAAAAAUAGGUCUUCAGGAGUUUUACACAGAAGCGUUAGCUCUUGGUAUUUUCCUUGAGAAAUCCUUGUCAACAAAGUUUUCUCAUUUUUUCUUAUUUUCAAACUAUUAUACAAAAGACAAUCUAAAUAAUUUAAACAAUACUCAGUCUUGUACUAAAUCUCUAGGAAACUGUACUUCUUUUGAAUAUCUAACAAAAGAACUGAAAAAUAUGUGCAACACAACUGACAAAGACAAAGCAUGCGAAGAAUUAAACAAUGAGCUAGAGAGAGAAUGCAAGUCUCUUAAAUUAACACUCUAUAAUAAAAAGCUUUCCAGCGCAAGCGAUACUUCUACUAAAUCUGAAUCCUACUCAUGGAACAAACUACCAGGGACAAUUUCCAAGGAAGACUGUAUAAGCCUUAACUACAAAUGCUAUUAUAUGGACCCAUAUUCUAAUAAUAUCCUUUACAGUGCUUGUAAAAAUUUAAGACUAGAGUGUUUUAAAUCGGCAAUUUACGGACAGGCAAGGGAUGUGUUAGAGGAAGGGUUGUUUGGAUUGUUUCACAACCUAGAUUCUGAUGGAAUUAAAAAAUGCGCACUUAAAUUAUUAGAAAGGUGCAAACUAGUCAGAAACAACAAUAUAAAUCUUCUCUCAAUGUGUUUAAAGCCAAAAGAGACAUGCGAAGCACUUGCAGAGGAUGUAGAAAGAAAGAGUCAUCGUCUGCGGCAUGUUUUAGAUAAAACAAGAGAUUAUCCCCGAGAAAAGGAUUGUCUCGUUCUGGAGAAACAGUGUGAAGACCUGACAAAGGAUUUUGAAGAGCUUAAUGGUCCUUGCGCCACGCUAAAGAGGAAUUGUGCUCAUUUGAGGAACACGAAAGAAGUAAAAGACAGUUUGUUGAGUAAAAAUACAGAUAUUUUGGCAAACGUCGAUAAUUGUACAACAUAUUUAAAUAGGAAAUGUCCUCGGUGGUUUAGGAGGGAAAUAAAUCCAUUCAAUCUUACAUGUGUAGCACACCACAAAUCAUGUGUUAUAAUAAUUGAAGACGUGCAAAAUCAUUGUUUGGCAUUUAAGGAAAAUAUGGAAAGUCAUGAUGUUAUUAAAAAAUCAGAUGGCAAUGAAAAAGAUAACGUUUGUUUUCUUUGGAGUGGAUACUGCGAUAUGCUUGUGGAAAACUGUCCUGAUAAACUAAAGCUCGACAAUGGUGAAGAAGGGGUUUGCAUGAAGCUCAAAAAAAACUGUGAGACGUUUCGCGAAAAAUUACCUCUAUUAAAAGCCCUCAUGUACAAUAUAAAAGGUUCUUUAAAAGAAAAAGAUACUUGCAUUAAGAAACUAGAUGAUUAUUGUACAAAACCAGCACACUCAAACAAGACUCUUGAAGAUUCAUGUAAAGAAUAUAAUAAAGACGAAAACACAAGAAGUGAAACUUGUAAAAAACUUAUCGGAUUGAAGGAAAUAUUGUGUGAUACCUUGCCAGUUAAACUGAGUAAAGCAGCUAAAGACUUGGAAAAUAGAGCAAACGAAUUUAAAAAAACCAAGCAAGAAACUGAAAAAGCUAUUAAUGAUUCUGGUUUAUUCUUGGCAAUUUCUCAAACAGCAGAUGGGAAGCAGAAUCAUCACCUUAGUGUACGUAGCAAUAUUUACAGCAAUAACACGGCUUAUGUUAGACUUCUACGUCGCGAGGAUGCCCCGGACAUAGAGCCAUCAGUGCGUCAAGGGUUAGCGUUUGAUCUGGUGUCUUUACUUAUAGAGUUGUAUUUAGAAGCCAAGGGCAUCUGCAAUCAUUUUAUCCAAGAGUGUGUCCUUGAAGAUGGUUGUCCUAAGUUUAAAGAUUCAUGUGACAAAAUACGUAAGUCUUGCAAGGAAUUUGUGUUGCCUGAUGCCAAGCUUCGUGCAACAGCGUCUAUAUCAACAACGACGCUUACAGAGUCAACAACUGUAACAGAUACU
Molecule: messenger RNA, 2862 nt
Organism: Pneumocystis jirovecii RU7
Lineage: Eukaryota; Fungi; Ascomycota; Pneumocystomycetes; Pneumocystales; Pneumocystaceae
Exons: 3
Source: RefSeq, a predicted model, not a curated record